AUAUCUAAAUCAUUUAUCGUCUUCUUCACUUAUCUGCCAACCACCAUAACCCAAACGUCUCUCUCUCUAUUCCUCAGCCUCAUCCUGCUCCUCGAUUCUACUUCACUGGCCAAGCAAAUCGUGAAAUUGGAGAGGAAAAUGGGUGAUAAAAAGAGAUGAAAGAAGAAAGAAGAAAGAAGAAAGAAGAAAGAAGAAAGAAGAGAGACAAUGUUGAAGUCAAAUGCUGUAGCGAAUGGAUUAGCGGGAGCAGGUGGUGGUAUUAUUGCUCAAAUCAUCACUUAUCCCUUACAGACGGUGAAUACGCGGCAACAAACAGAAAGAAUUGCAAAAAAGAAAAAUUCUAAAACUGCUGAUUCUACUUCUAUUUCCAAGCCAAUUUCUGGACGUAGCACCCUUUUUCAGAUACUCCAUGUGAUUCAAAGUGAAGGUUGGGGAGGACUUUACAGCGGGCUUAAGCCUUCUCUGCUGGGAACUGCUGCUUCCAUGGGCAUUUACUACUAUUUUUAUCAAGUAUUCAAGAAUGAGGCAGAGAGAAUUGCAGCUGCUCGUAAGCUAAAGGGGCGUGGAGAUGGCUCUGUUGGCAUGUUCUCCUGGCUUCUUGUUGCUGCUCUUGCCGGGUCGUUGAAUGUAUUGCUCACAAAUCCGAUAUGGGUUCUUGUCACUCGUAUGCAGACCCACACACAAGCAGAAAGAAAAAUGGCAGAGGAAAAGAGGGAAGCCUUAUUGAGGGAAGCUUCUCAAGGCGAACUCGAUGCUUCUGUUUUAGAGCACAAACUGGCUCAUCUUGAUUCGACUAAACCCUGUCCUUAUGGAACCAUGCAAGCUGCAUUCGAGGUUUAUAACGAGGCAGGAAUUGCUGGAUUUUGGAAAGGCAUCAUCCCUACACUUAUUAUGGUUUGCAAUCCUUCUAUUCAGUUCAUGAUUUAUGAAACCUCAUUAAAGCAUCUCAGGGCAAAGCGUGCAGCUUACAAAGAUAGAAUAUCAGCUCUGGAGGUGUUCUUACUAGGAGCCACAGCUAAAUUAGGUGCAACAGUCACCACAUAUCCCUUGUUGGUUGUCAAGUCUAGGCUUCAAGCAAAGCAAGAGAUAGGAGGGAGUAAUUCAUUAAGAUAUACAGGUACAGUAGAUGCAAUUAUAAAAAUGUUAAGGUAUGAAGGGAUAAGCGGGUUUUACAAAGGAAUGAGCACAAAGAUAGUCCAAAGUGUUUUUGCAGCUUCUGUACUUUUCAUGGUGAAGGAGGAGCUUGUCAAAGCCUACAUAGCCUUGGCUGAUAAGAUUCUCAAACUUGUACCAAGGUUGAUGCAUUUAUCAUUUCAUUCAUAAUGGAGUUUCCUGUCUUAGAAUUGUAUAGGUCAAGACUUAUUCAUUGAAGAUUUCUCACCCCAUAUAUA
Molecule: messenger RNA, 1391 nt
Organism: Carica papaya (papaya)
Lineage: Eukaryota; Viridiplantae; Streptophyta; Magnoliopsida; Brassicales; Caricaceae
Product: peroxisomal nicotinamide adenine dinucleotide carrier-like
Biological process (GO): transmembrane transport; nucleotide transport
Source: RefSeq, a predicted model, not a curated record